AUGGCAUCUGCAGGUCUCCAGAUCUUUGGCAUCUUUUUGGCGGCCGUCGGCUUUUUGGGAGACAUCAUCAUCUGUGCCCUGCCGAUGUGGAAGGUGUCUGCCUUUGUUGGGAACAACAUUGUGACAGCGCAGAUCUUCUGGGAAGGUCUGUGGAUGAACUGUGUGAAGCAGAGCACUGGACAGAUGCAGUGCAAAGUGUACGACUCCAUGCUGGCUCUGCCCCGAGACCUGCAGGCUGCCCGGGCCCUGGUGGUCAUCUCCAUCUUGGUCGUCUUUAUGGGAAUCCUGCUUGCUGUCGCAGGCGGGAAGUGCACCAACUGCAUCGAAGACGAGUUGGCCAAGAGUAAAGUAGCCAUUGCUGCAGGUGUGUUCUUCAUUGUUGGCGGGAUCCUGUGCCUCAUCCCCGUGUCCUGGUCUGCACACGAGAUCAUCAGGAACUUCUACAACCCCAUCGUGUCUGACGCACAGAGGAGGGAGCUGGGAGCCUCGCUGUUCAUCGGCUGGGGAUCUGCAGGACUCCUGCUCAUCGGAGGGGCUCUUCUCUGCUGUCAAUGUCAGGAGCGUAAGGACAGCAGAUACUCUGUCAAAUAUUCUGCUUCUCGCUCAACAGCCAGUGCAGGAGCCUACGUUUGA
Molecule: messenger RNA, 633 nt
Organism: Stegastes partitus (bicolor damselfish)
Lineage: Eukaryota; Metazoa; Chordata; Actinopteri; Pomacentridae
Product: claudin-like protein ZF-A89
Exons: 1
Coding region: 1-633 (210 amino acids)
Cellular component (GO): bicellular tight junction; membrane
Molecular function (GO): structural molecule activity
Source: RefSeq, a predicted model, not a curated record